Molecule: messenger RNA, 4206 nt
Organism: Oryzias latipes (Japanese medaka)
Lineage: Eukaryota; Metazoa; Chordata; Actinopteri; Beloniformes; Adrianichthyidae
Gene: slkb
Product: STE20-like kinase b
Biological process (GO): protein phosphorylation
Molecular function (GO): protein binding; protein serine/threonine kinase activity; ATP binding
Source: RefSeq, a predicted model, not a curated record
CCCCAGUUCGCCUUUUAUUUCGUGUUUGGGUAGGAGAAGAAGAAAGAACCCCUCGAGGUUGCCUGACCAGCGGGGUGAAAGAAGUCGGAACAACGACGAGCUGUAACACUACAGUUUCUUCUCAGGAGGAAACUGUCCUAGGGUCUCCUUUGGGCCGGGACGCGGGAAAAGUAAAGUAUCGGUUCUUGUUUUCGGGGUUCCGCGGGACCAUGGCGCGCGGCGGGGCGGCUCGCGGGACUGGUCAGACCCGGUGUCAGAGGCUAAGCUAGGUCUGAUCCGAAGGCUGUAGAAGCUCGAACUCUGACCCGCUUCCACAUCUAACGGCACACCUGCCUUCAUGUCGGACUGAUUUCGGGUUUGUUGUUUAGAAACUUUCCGGUUGAGUCGCCAGGCAUGUCGUUCUUUAAUUUCCGUAAAAUAUUCAAAUUGGGAGCCGAGAAGAAAAAGAAACAAUACGAGCACGUCCGGAGGGACGAGAACCCGGAGGAGGUCUGGGAGAUCAUAGGGGAGCUGGGAGAUGGAGCCUUUGGGAAAGUAUUCAAGGCUCAGAACAAGCAGACGGGCAUCCUCGCCGCCGCCAAAGUUAUCGACACAAAGACGGAGGAGGAGCUGGAGGACUACAUGGUGGAGAUCGACAUCCUGGCCUCCUGCGACCACCAGAACAUCGUCAAACUGCUCGAUGCCUUUUAUUAUGAAGGCAAGCUGUGGAUCCUGAUCGAGUUCUGUGCCGGGGGCGCCGUGGAUGCCGUCAUGCUGGAGCUGGAGAGGCCCCUGACGGAGCCACAGAUCCGGGCGGUGUGCAGGCAGACUCUGGAGGCGCUCACCUACCUGCACGAAAACAAGAUCAUCCACCGAGACCUGAAGGCGGGGAACAUCCUGCUCUCGCUGGACGGCGACGUCAAACUAGCUGACUUUGGCGUUUCAGCCAGAAACACAAAAACGCUGCAGCGCCGGGACUCCUUCAUCGGAACUCCUUAUUGGAUGGCUCCGGAGGUUGUGAUGUGCGAGACGUCCAAAGAUCGGCCCUACGACUACAAGGCCGACAUCUGGUCCCUCGGGGUCACCCUGAUCGAGCUGGCGCAGAUCGAGCCGCCCAAUCACGAGAUGAACCCCAUGAGGGUCCUGCUGAAAAUAGCCAAGUCCGACCCCCCCACUCUGAUGCAGCCGUCGCGCUGGUCCCCAGAGUUCAGUGACUUCCUGAAACGAUGUCUGGACAAGAACGUGGAGAACAGAUGGACCACCGCACAGCUUCUUCAGCACCCCUUCGUGUCGUCUGUGACCGACAGCAAACCUCUGCGGGAGCUGAUCGCUGAGGCCAAAGCCGAGGUCACCGAGGAGAUCGAGGAGCACAAGGAGGAAGAAGAGGAAGAGGAGACAGAGCCCCAGCCUGGCCACAAACGAGCGCCAUCCGACGUCAGCGUUGCCAGCUCAGAGGAUGAGAAAAUCCCGCUCUCUCCAUCAGUCUUGGAGUCGGUUCCUGAAAAACUGGAGCAGAUCCUGCAAGUACCUGCACAGCCAGAACUUCCCGAGAGCAACCAUGUGGAGAACACCUGUGAGCAAGCUGCUCCUGUAGAACAAACGGAGGAAGAGUCUGACGCUCGAGUGAAAGAUGAAGAAGAGAAACCCGCAGUGGAGGAGGAACUCCCAGAUGGAGAACCAGAACCAGAACCCUCAGCUGAACCUCCCUCCGAAGAGCUGCAGCAGCUGCAGAUAGACAAUGAUGAUGAAAAGGAAGUGGACACAGCUGAAGCUCCAGAGCACGAAGAGGCUUCCGAGCUUCCAACAGAGGAAAACACGCCAGCCACAAGUCCAGCAGAGGAAGAGGAGGACAAAGAGGAAGAGCAAUACAAACAGCCAAAAGUGACUCUGACUCUUCCAGAGAAAGACAACGCAGAAAUGAAAGCAGAAACAUCCAAGGAGGAGAAGGAGGUUCAAAACAACGACUCUGGGGGAUCAGCCGCAGACAGCAGCAGCGUGGACCUCAACCUCUCCAUCUCCAGCUUCCUGUCCAAAACAAAAGAGCCCGGAUCCGUUUCAGUGCUGGACGCCAAGAAAAAGAAAACCCUCAAAAAGACCCGCAAGUUCAUUGUGGACGGCGUGGAGGUCAGCGUGACGACGUCCAAGAUCAUCACAGACAACGACACCAAGAACGAGGAGAUGAGAUUCCUCAGGCGUCAGGAGCUGAGGGAGCUGCGCCUCCUGCAGAAGGAGGAGCAGCGAGCGCAGCAGCAGCUGAGCAACAAGCUGCAGCAGCAGAAGGAGCAGAUCUUCAGGCGCUUCGAACAGGAGACCACGAGUAAGAAGCGUCAGUACGACCAGGAGGUGGAGAACCUGGAGCGGCAGCAGAAGCAGACCAUCGAGAGGCUGGAGCAGGAGCACACCGCCCGGCUGCGGGACGAGGCCAAGCGCAUCAAAGCGGACCAGGACAAGGAGCUGUCCAAGUACCAGAACAUGCUGAAGAACCGCAAGAAGGAGGAGCAGGAGUUCCUGCAGAAGCAGCAGCAGGACCUGGACGCCGCUCUGAAGAAGAUCAUCCAGCAGCACAAACACGAGCUCGCCACCGUCGAGAGGGACUGCCUUAACCACAAGCAGCAGCUCCUGAGAGCGCGGGAGGCCGCCAUGUGGGAGCUGGAAGAGCGCCACCUGCAGGAGAAACACCAGCUCUUCAAGCAGCAGCUGAAGGACCAGUACUUCAUGCAGAGACACCAGCUGCUGAAGAGACACGAGAAGGAGAUGGAGCAGAUGCAGCGCUACAACCAGCGACUCAUUGAGGAGUUGAAGAACAAGCAGACGCAGGAGAGAACGCGGCUGCCCAAGAUCCAGCGCAGCGAGGCCAAGACGCGCAUGGCCAUGUUCAAGAAGAGCCUCCGCAUCACCGCCGCCGGCAUCCCCCCCGAGCAGGAGAGGGAGAGGGUCAAGCAGUUCGCAGCUCAGGAGGAGAGGAGGCAGAAGAACGAGCGUCUGCAUCAGCACCAGAAACACGAGAACCAGAUGAGAGACCUGCAGCUGCAGUGUGACGCCAACAUCCGGGAGCUGCAGCAGCUGCAGAAUGAGAAGUGCCACCUGCUGGUGGAACACGAGACGCAGAAACUGAAGGAGCUGGACGAGGAGCACAGCGUGGAGCUGAAGGAGUGGAGGGAGAAGCUUCGCCCCAGGAAGAAGGCUCUAGAAGAGGAGUUCGCCCGGAAACUGCAGGAACAGGAAGUCUUCUUCAAGAUGAGCGGCGAGUCCGAGUGCCUUAACCCGUCCACGCAGAGCCGCAUCUCCAAGUUCUACCCCAUCCCCAGCGUCCAGUCCACGGGGUUCUAGGUGAAACACUCGCUCCGUCUUCCUCUGCCGCUCCACAGUUUGACCAAGAACUCCGUGCCUGAUGAAGUCUGACUUUCGAGUCCGAGUUUCUCUGCUUCAGACUUUUGUGCUAAAGAAAACUGUAGGAGAGAACGUUCUUCAGACAAAAGACGUAACGCUGAGGCUCGGCUGUUAGUUUGUGAUGCAUAAAAAUGAUUUUAAGCCGAAUUCCUUCCAUUUAAAAACCAGAAAACUGUUUUUUUACGAUGGAGUUUUAGGGCCAGUUUACAAACAAUAUUUUUUUGUUUUUAAUUAUGACUUUAAUGUUGUAAAUUUAUGAGCGAAAAAAAGUCAUUGUGAAAUUACGAGAGAAAAACUCGUAAAUUUACGACUUUAUUCUCGUAAUUUAACAGUUAUGACAAUUUUUUUUCUUGUAAGUUUACGACUAUCAAUCCUGUAAAUUUAUGACCUUAAAUCUCGUAAUUUUGCUUUUUUUUUUGGGUGGCCCUAUAACUGUCGUAUUUUUAAUGCAGACAAUAGCAAAACAAAUUGAAGGCGAGGGUCUUAUUGUUUUCUCCAGAGGUUAAAGGCCGUAACGCUCCUGGUGAGCUGCUUUUUUAAAGUAAAACUCAAACAAGUUUUUCUCUUUUCCUCUUUUUAUUUGAAAGUCAAGCUGAUUUAUGUCAAACCGGUUCCUUUUUUAUCACAUUUUCUUUAGGAUUUAUUUACAAAAACGAAAAAACAUGAAGGAACAAACAGUGAAGCAAAAAACCCCUCAUAAUUACAAACCAGACGGGGUUCCUCAACUCUAAAUGUUUGCUAAAAUAACACAACAUAUCAAAGUCAUGCAUUUUUAAAACGUGUAUAGUUUCUAGAUUUCUUGUAAUGUUGGUUUUGUUGUAAAUAAAGUAUUUACCU